AUGAUGGCGCGCGUAGCUAUGACAGGGACCGCGGCCGCGGACCCGGUGGCGGACGGGGCUGGCGCGCAAGCGCCGGCCACCGUCGUACUGCCGGGGAUGCGCAGCGGACCCUGGAAUCGCUCCGAUCGCGCGCAACUGGAGGACGCGGUGGGUGUCGCACGGUUGUUCGGUGCGUCGUGUGUCAGGCUGAUAAGGCCUGGCUACGCGACCAUCGAGGUCGACCUGAAGCACGAGAAGGCCGCGGGCGACCGCGAGUCGGUGAAGGUGGCGGAGCGCUCGUACAUCGAGCGCACCGCGCCGAAGAAGAAGGAGCUCACUGAUGAGCAGCUUGCGGCUCGAACCGCGUCGUCGUGA
Messenger RNA from Emiliania huxleyi CCMP1516, 354 nucleotides. RefSeq lists its product as hypothetical. The coding region runs from base 1 to 354 and encodes 117 amino acids. The transcript has 2 exons. The record is from RefSeq and is a predicted model, not a curated record. Lineage: Eukaryota; Haptophyta; Isochrysidales; Noelaerhabdaceae.